AUGCCGUCGGUCCACGAGAAUCCGCUGGCCAAGAUCGAGUCAUCCAAGGGCGCCAAAAAGUCCAAGUCGUCCUCUAAGGUCGAGAGCCCUAUUGAGGUUUCGGCCGUCGAGCCGAAGGUGACACCCUCCAGCUCCGGCAUCUUGAAGAAGCCAGGCCAGGACAAAUUCACGGACCAACCGAUGCACGAGGCUCCAACCCUCACCCGCUAUCCAGAACCUGUCAUCCAGGAGACCCUUCCUUCAAGGGGCAAAUUGAAUCAGCCCAAGGUUGAGUCGCUGCCCCUCAAAAAUGCAGCCACACCCAUUCAGAAGUCACCUCUGCAGGGUGGCUCUGCACCUGUUGAUCCCCUCACGAAAAAGACUCCGACGGAGCACGCAACCACUCCCCUGGGAUCAAGCUCAUCCUCGAAACGUUCGCCCACGCCUCCCACCAGGGAGAUGACUCCGCCGGAACUAAUCAACAAACCGGCCUCGCCGACCUUCACCGCGACACCUCCCGUUCUACCUCCGAAGACGUCCCCUCCGCGAGAGUUGCCAACCACCAAAACGUUCCACCCGUAUUCGGUGCCAAAACCAUACACGUCGAUAAUGACUCAAGAUCUCCGUCAGAGGACGCCUGAAGAAAUCAUUUCCGGCAGGAGCAAAUCUUCGACCGCUUCUUCGCCGCGUUACAUGGACGAGACACCUUCGCCGCAAGCAGCGCCGCUGCCGAAGGUUAUUUCGCCACCGGCUUACAUGUCUCCUCCGAUGAUGACGUCGCCAACCGCUGUUUCACCAGUAGUAACGCAAGUUUCCCCUGUCACCGCGGUGGUGUCUCCCCCGAGAGAAGACUCUCCGCCGCCACCUCUUCCGGCGAAGACAAAAACCCCUACUCCGCCGCAGCAGACUUCCCCACUGGAUUUCACGCCAGUUGAAGUGACCACCAAGCAGCAAAGUCCGCUGUCGCCUAAAGAAAUCACGUCACCAGUGGUGCACAAGGUGAGCACACCACCGAAAGCGGAGUCACCCCCUCCGCUGCCCGUUAAGACGAAAACGCCUACGCCACCCAGAAUAGCGUCUCCUCCGAUUCGGGAGCCAACCCCGCCACUGAAAAUCAAGACUCCAACUCCACCAAGAGUGGAAUCGCCACCUUUGAAGCUAAAAACCCCAACUCCUCCGAGGGUCGAGUCACCGGAGUUGAAAACGAAAACACCCACUCCCCCGAGAAUGGAGAGUCCGGUGAUGAAAACGAAGACGCCGACCCCUCCAAGAGUGGAAAGUCCAGAAUUGAAUAUCAAGGCGCCAACACCGCCACGGGUUGAGUCCCCACCUUUGCUGCAGAAGUCUCCAACCCCUCCAAGGAUGGAGUCUCCACCGCUGAAGCAGAAGUCGCCCUCACCUCCGCCAUUGAAGCUCAAGACCCCGACGCCGCCUAGAGUAGAGUCGCCGCCCUUGCACGCGAAAACGCCGACUCCGCCUCGGUUAGAGUCGCCCCCGCUGAAGUUUAAGACUCCGACGCCACCUCGAAUAGAGUCUCCGGACUUGUUGGAACAGUUUGUUAGGGAGCUGAGCUCGCCGAUGAAGACCAAGACCCCCACCCCACCCCGGGUCGAGUCUCCGGAUCUCAUUAAACGUCAAUCGCCGCCCUUGCUGGGCACCGUGUCACCUGUUCUGGACUUCACCACGAGAUCACCGUCGCCGCCGCAGAAGGCCAAGACUCCCACGCCACCCGAGUCUCCGGUUCUGCAGUCUUUCAACUCGCCGCCGGCACCCAAGGCUGAGAGCCCGUUGGGCUUCGAGCGCCAGUACUCGCCACCAGCACGCCUGCCGUCGCUCAAGGACGACAUCUCGCCGCCGCAGUCACCCCAGCGGCAGGAGAGCCCCUCGCCCUUGCAGGAACUGCCUCCUCCUCGGCAGGAGAGCCCAACCUCCCUGGGCAAGGUUUCGCCGCCGCCGCAGUUGCAGGAGGAGUCGUCGUCGUCGUCACCGUGCUCGGAGAUCACUCCUCCGCAGAAGGCGUCGCCUCCGCUGCCCAGCCUGCGAAGCCCGACGCCCGAGAACGCGACGGCCGCGGCCCACAAGAGUCCCGUUCAGCCGGAGCCGGACGUGGUGCCACUGUACAUGCAGCCUGAGCACUUCCCGAUCCCACCCGAGUCUCCAGAGAUCGAAAUCCCACCGCCAGCGUUCGAGAUUCCGGCCCCCGUGGUGGUCGGGCUGCGCCAGGAGACGCCGUCGCCAACCUACGACAUCUCGGCCGCGUCGCAGGUCCGCGUCGAGUCGCCCGCCUUCGAGAUACCACCCCCCGCAGCUGUGCAUUCGUCGCCCCCGCGACAGCAGUCGCCCGACCUGCUGCCGCCGCCGGGCCGCAUCUCGCCCCCGCCUCCGCUCGACAUCAUCCCACCUCCGCGCGACGAAACACCGUCGCCCAACUUCUCGCAAGAAACGCCCCCGCCCACCCCUCAGGACCCGGCCGCGAUAUCGGCCGUCGACCCCAUCCUGCCUCCGCCCCCGCCCAUGUAGAUCGCUCGCUUUUCCGUUUCGACACACUCGAUUGAAGACGCCGCAUCUUCACUCGUUUUUUCCGUUCGUACAGUUAUGCCUCCAAAGCACAGACUUCUAAAUUAAGUAAGAGAAAUAACACGGAGAGAACAUGUUUUCGAGUCGGACAAGGCGUGUUCCACGAACUAAUAUUGCUGUAUUUUUAAUAUAGUAUCGCGUGCGGAAAUGCCAUUUUCAUGAACACACACACUUUAAUUGUGGGGGGUGUUGGAGACGAGUCGACAAAGACCUGGACCGCGAACAGAGAUAUUCAAGCUAAAGCUGAUGGAUGAUGUUGACAAAUUUCAUGUAAAUUUUAUGUCUCAGACUCGUGUCUGAAAAGAAUACAAACCAAAAUAGGAAUAUUAUCGUCGUUGGCGUUGAUAAUUAAGACCGCGAUUGCUGACAUUGAGAGGAGAUGAUGGGUUUUGAUAAGACUUACGCAACAAAAACCAAAAACUGAAACAUAUUAUAUCACACGCGCGAAGUGCAAAACGAGUAUGGGGCUAAGGAAGAGUUGAACCGGAGAGUUACAGCAUAAUUAUCACUGCCUUUUUCAGAAUUAACAUGCAAGACGAAGAGAGCAUCCACUUUUUAUGGCUUAAAUGUUUACCUUUAAAAGAAUUCAAUGUCGCUUCUCAGCCGCAAUAGCUGUAUUGCAAGCAUAAUUAUUAUAAUUAAAAGUAACAAAAAAGAAGGAGAGUCCUUAGAGCAGAAACGUUAUUCAAAGAAUUUUGCGUUCCAUUUUAAAUGGUGGCUAUAAAUGUGCGAACUUGUGGACCAAAAUAUGACCCGAGGAAUGAGGCAACGAGAUUUACACUAAAAUGUAGGAAGAAAAGCAAACGGCAGCUCAUCUCUGCGCGGAAAUAAAACUACUAACUUAGGAGUAGCUCGAGAGCGGAUUCGUAGUAAAGAGGGUGAGCAAAAAAUUGAGGUUGCGUGAAUUUUGUAACGGUCGCUGUUAAUAACCAAGCCCCACACCACAGGACACACCCAUCAGAUAAACAAAUAAAAAAAAUAAUAUCGUUUGAUUGCACAAUCAAAAUUGAGAAACACUACAACAACUACUACUGUCGUUUGAUACAAACCAACUUUCUUCGUCAAUAAUAUUGAAACAUAACUUUAGAUUCGUCUUUAUACACACACCAAUUUUGUUGUAUACAAAUACAAAAAGCUUACAUUCCCGAGUGCGGUUUACACGCAUCUUCAACUUUUGAUGAUGGGAAUGAAUCUCCUCUACGGCUAAACACGAAGGGUUGAAGAACCCACUCUCAUUCACAAUUAAUCGCUAACCUUUUUUCAUCUCUUGUAUAGAACCUCAGAAAGAAUGCCCGAGAUCCCUUCCGCGCGCGCACGAAGAGAGAUACACAACGUGAAUCGUAAAAAAUCGCUGUAGGCGUUGAAUUUUCUGUGUCGUACGUCUCUUUGAUUUCCAGUACAAAUGUGUAAAAAACAAAACGUAACUAAAACACACGGACCCAGGGCAGUUGCUUUCACUGUGAGGAAAAAUGUUGUUCAGUAAAAAUAAAAAUGACGAGUGUCUUAUUUUCUGCCGGCGGAACGCGCGCGAUCGCUCGGCAGCGAAUGGGAGCAAUCCCGUUUCUCGGACACUUGCGAAUACUCAAACCAGCGGAUCAAUUUUCUCUUUCAUAAAAACACACGUACACUCUGAACUGCCAAAUUUUGUCCUCUAGUUUUUAUGAUUCAACUUCGUUUGUGUUCAAGCGCGCGAAGAGUUUUACACUUUACGACGAGAUGUUGCUGCAGCUCACAUUGAAUAGUCACACGAGUUUGAGUCGAACUAAUUUUUGAAUUGUAUAAGAGUGGACGUAGCACACACACACGCAAAAGAGUCAUGUAAAUGUAAAGAUAUAUACUUGGUUUUAUGUAUAAUUAUAUAUACGUGUAGCGCGAUUUAUUGAGACUAUGCACACAAACACGAGAAUCCAUUCGAUGUACAGAGAAGAAGAAGAAGAAGAAAAAGCAGACGAGGACUUUAAUAAUUUACAACGUUGCAAUUUUAGCCGCUUAAUAAAAUAUUUACCAAGGGAAAUUCGCGUUAAAUUGACUGAUACACUUGCUUUUCCUCGACGAUUGCGAUUUUGAAACUCAAUUAUUACGAAUAUACUUAUCUUAAGUAAUUUAAGACGCAAAACUCACACACACACUUUCGGUAGACCUGUAGGGGUGCGAAAAGCUAUGCCAAAUAAUACCCUUUUUUACUCUCCUUAUGAAAAAAUAAGCGAAUCAAAAUUUUGCUCAUUUCACCCCCAUGCGAAUCACACAUUUUUAUCACUCUUUCGUGACUGUCGCAUUUUACUUCAAAGUGCUGAGUGUUUGUGUGUGUGACCAUUUUCGGUGUCGAGUUGUAAAGCACCGCCGCCUCGGCCGGUUGGGGCGAGCGCGCCGGCCGAAACCUGCCGCUGCUCCGCGCGCGCCGAGGCGAGGCUGUUUGUAGACACGUUUUAUUCACCCUUGGAAUUCUCCGCGAAAGGUGGUUGGGAGUGAAUUGCGUGCGAGAAGACGCGGAGGCACGAAAUGUUGGACGGUCAGUACGAGGAAAAUAAUUGUGCUCCCAACGCCUUUGACGACUAAUUAUUUACACGCAUUACUACCAAUAACCCUUUUUGUACAAAAAAUGUUAUAUAACUGUUUGUGUACUCUUAAGAUAAAAAAUCCUCUUUGUGGUAGUCAUCUUAACAUUAUAUAUCAAUUAAAGUAUGUAAUAAUUGAAUAAAAAGAGAGUAGAGAAA
Messenger RNA from Cloeon dipterum, 5270 nucleotides. RefSeq lists its product as uncharacterized. The record is from RefSeq and is a predicted model, not a curated record. Lineage: Eukaryota; Metazoa; Arthropoda; Insecta; Ephemeroptera; Baetidae. The transcript has a single exon. Bases 1 to 2499 code for a protein of 832 amino acids.